UGCUAAAACAUUACCAACAGCACCAACUGUUUGGAGAUAGCAGCGCCAGAGUGAGGGGCGGCAGGGACAGGAAGGGGGCUUUUCUAUGGCCACCUUGGACAGCCAUGCAAGAUCCCAGGCUCAACCAAGAAAAGAAGACAAAAUAAUGGCAUACUUCUUUUAUUUCUUGGGGGGGGCAGCUUUAAGAAAUCUUGCUCAGUCAGCACAGAGCCUGUAUGAAGUUCAUGACUCUGAAAUCGAACGGGAAUCAACGGAAGAAAAGUACUGAAGUAAUCCAAGGGAAUACAUUAAUUGAGCACAAAAUUAUAAAGGGAACAUUUCAAAGACAACAAAAACCAAGAGCAAUAUAAAAUAAAUGUGAUGCACAUUGCCAGGAAUAUGCUAAUUAGUUUUUGAUGAAAUUUGAAUGUGGAUACCGUCUUGCAGAAGAAAAAAUAUUUUGUCCAAUUGUUUGAGUCAUUGAUUUGACUUCACCUUUGAAACUAGAAUUGUUGGCAGCAGUCACAGAAGGGAAGGCAUGAGUGGAGGUCGUUUUGAAUUUGAUGAUGGCGGAGCUUAUUGUGGUGGUUGGGAGGGUGGCAAAGCCCACGGGCAUGGGAUCUGCACGGGACCUAAGGGACAGGGCGAGUUCUCUGGCUCCUGGAACUACGGGUUUGAAGUGGUUGGAGUCUACACCUGGCCCAGCGGGAACACCUAUGAAGGUUUCUGGUCGCAAGGGAAGCGCCAUGGUCUAGGAGUUGAGACCAAAGGGCAUUGGGUUUACAAAGGAGAAUGGACUCACGGCUUCAAGGGAAGGUAUGGCUUAAGGCUUAGCGUUGGAAGUGGGGCAAAGUAUGAAGGAACAUGGAAUAAUGGAUUGCAAGAUGGAUAUGGCACGGAGACAUACGCUGACGGAGGCACGUUUCAGGGCCAGUUUACAGGUGGCAUGCGACAUGGGUACGGAGUACGUCAAAGUGUUCCUUACGGCAUGGCGGCGGUGGUUCGCUCCCCACUCCGUACCUCCCUCACCUCCCUCCGCAGUGAGCACAGCAACGGCACCCUGCUUCAACAGGACAUCCCGGUAAUCACCGCAACCAAUGCCGCCGGCCAAGAGACCCGGGUCACCACACCCACCCAGCUGGGGCCGUCCCGGGGCGGCUUCGCCCUGACCCUCCAAGUCGACCCGGACGCCGUCAAGCCCAAAAAGAAGGGCCUGUUCCAACGGGGGUCUCUCCUUGGUAAACUGAAGAAGUCCGAUUCCCGCACUUCCCUGUCCAGCGUGAGGAGUAAACUAAGCUUCCUGGGAGCAAGGAGCGAGUCGGCAAUGAGUUCGGCGGCCAGCGAUGUGGCCAGUGAUGCCAACUCCACCAUCAGCCUGGGAGACGAGAGUCUGGCUGGAGGCGAGGACUUCCCCCCGGUCGAGGCCGACAUCGACGCCACCACCACAGAGGUCUACAUGGGGGAGUGGAAAAACGAUAAGCGCUCGGGUUAUGGAAUAAGCGAACGGUCCAGCGGGCUGAAGUACGAAGGCGAAUGGCUGGACAACCAGCGGCAUGGCUAUGGCUGCACCACCUUCGCGGAAGGCGGGAAGGAGGAGGGAAAAUACAUGAACAACAUGCUGGUGAAGGCCAUGAAGAAGAGGGUGAUCCAACUGAAGGGAACCAAGAUCAGGCAGAAGGUGGAGCGCAGUGUGGAAGGGGCUCAGCGGGCGGCCGCCAUCGCCAAACAGAAGGCGGAAAUUGCUGCAUCCAGGACAGCCCAUGCUAAGGCCAAGUCCGAAGCUGCCGAUCAAUCCGCUCAGGCCUCCAAUCAGGAGUCCAACAUCGCCAGGGUGGUGGCCAAGGAGCUGUCCCCGUCAUUCUAUCAACCAGGGCCGGAGUACAUAAAGAAGCGAGCACUUCAGGAGAUCUCAGAGAGCAAUGAAAACGCAGACCCUGUAAUACAUGAGCCAAUGUUAGCAGAGGAGCCGUCAACACCUGCUGAAAGCCCGAUGCUGCACGACGGACCGGGCUCCACUCCAGCCCGCACACCGUCGCCUGGCCCAGCAGUCACCCCUCCAGCGUCCAGGCACUCCAAUCAGGCCAGCGUCAGCAAAGAGGACCCCCAUCUCCUCGGCCCCGCUGGUUGGAACGGAGACAGAGGCACUGGAAGUCGGGGUAGCAGCCGUCCCAACAGCAGAACCAACAGCCGACCCACCACCCCCACGUCCAACGCUGCCGCCCCCUCUCCCGCCCCUGCCGCCGCUCUCCCCGAAGAGCGCCCCGCUCCUGUCCCCAUCCCGAGCAGCCGGGGGGGCUCCCGUGCCUCCAGCCGCCUGAGCAACAAGGUGGAGCAGGGCUCCGACCUGGAGAUCAAGCCCCUGGAAAAGACCGCUGCAGAGGUUAAAGUUCCAGAUGCCGCUCCCUCAGUGCGGACCAGUGUCGCCUACUCAGAAGAAGAAGCCCCACCUCCUCGUCUCGCCCCUAAGGUUUCUCCAGAAACCAUCACCCAGGAGCACAACGAGGCUGAGUCCAAAAAAAGAACAGAGUCAGUCAGUGAACAACCGGUCUCCAUCGUAUCUGAGAGCAAACCCGAGUCCAGAACUCCAACUGUUAGUAAAGCGUUACCCAAGCCUUCACCGUCACCCAAGCCAUCGCUGUCACCAAAACGGGAAGCCAGUCCAGUUUCAAAACCUGCCACACCUGUACCAAAACCUGCCACACCAGUGCCUAAAGCUGCCAAGCCAGCACCUAAGGCUGAACCCAAAGCAGAGGUCAAGCUGAUGAAGAACAUGGUAAAGAGCCCAAGUACAGGUGAAGAUAUAGAGCUAGCAGAAUUUGAGCAGGGUCCGAACACCAUCAUGGUAACCAUGGUGAUUCUGCUUAACAUCGGCCUGGCCAUUCUCUUCGUACACAUCUUGUCAUGAGACAUCGGUGACAGGUCACAACCGUGCGUUGAUGUUGAGGUAGGAUUGCCCACAUUUUAAGGAUGGACCAUCCAGAACAAAGAGACUACCAAGUAACUGAAGACGUACAUGGAAGGAUGCUGACGACAGCACCUCCACACACAGCCUCCACACGAGCCUUAAGGCUCUUCGAGGCUAAACAGACUUUCAUGGGCUUGGAAUAUCUGGAGCCAGAUUGAAGGACACAGAUGAAUCUCAAUGGUAAGAAAAAGGGUCUGAAUAGACACUGUGCAUGUGAAGGUGAAAACCACUGGUGAAUUUCAGUAUCUACACUGGAGAAGGUGUUGCAAGUUAUGCAACGGGUGAAGUCUGCCGAGGAUUGAAAUGUCACCGUUUUUGAGUUGACUAAACCACUGACACAUGUUAUAUCAAAGGGCUUAACCCUUCGUGUUGGCUAACACUGCUGCCUCAGAUAAACGUCAGAUUAAAGUGAUGCAGAGUGGAUAGGUUAGCACCUUAGGGCAGUGGUGCUUUAACCUCUCCUGGGCACCCCCCAGCCGUCUUACAAUGUUGUUUUAGCCCUGAACUAGCCCGCCUGAAUCAAGCAGCCAAGGGCUUGAUAAUUAGUUGACCAGUAGAUUCAGGUGUGUUAGCUCUGGGCUACAUCUGAUACAUUAAACCGCUCUGGGUCCCCAGGAAAGGUUUGAGAACCACUGAUUUAGUGGAUUAUUAGUUAUGUUAUUAGAUAUUUAUUUAACUGAUGGCUUGCCUAUAGAAAAAUGUAAUCUCCGGGAAAAUCUCACAAACUAAAUAUUCUCUCAUUUUUGCCGGACAUUUAAUAGAUAGGUUGAUAGAUUGAUAGACUGUUUUGAUUAGUGGUUUGAGGGUAAUAAUCUGUGUUCUAAUAUAAUGCUACUCUAGUUCAUCUGUUUUCUGUUAUCUCAAUUGCCAUAUUCUCGAAAUGUCUUCAGCAGACAUUAGUAAAGACAACUUAUGACAGGGCUAGGCAAGAGGCAGCCACUGUGCUUCAACUGCCCCACAGUAGAUUUUUUUGGGGACACGCAAGUUUGCCAAUUAAAAACCCACCUCAGCAAUGCAAUUGAAUGUACAUUUGUAUUAGCACAUCAAAUGCUUUCCAACACAAAUUACUGAGUGAGCCAAAUUGAAGGUGGUACUGUAGUACUGAAAUUGUAUUGUAUAGUUUAGUGAGUUAUUUGAUGAAACAGGAUGGAGGAAAAAUUCUAGGAUUUGAAAGGACAAUCUGCAGUUGCUACAGUUCAUGCCAUUGGAUGGUAAAUCUUUCCAUCCAUAGUGCUGUCUAAGAAUGUAAAAUUGGUAAAGUUUCUGCAGACCAAUCCAUCAGCUUUUAACCGAAACAUAGGCGGGGAGGGUACUUUGUUUAAGUUUGUAACUGUGGAUUGCCAUUUUAACCAGUGGUGUGGUAUUGCUUUUCUGGGUGUGUCUGUAUGAAUUUGGGGGUUUUAUGAUCAAAACAUAAAUUAAAACACUCUAUUGAAUGGUUUGAUUUUUAUUUUUUUUAAUGACUCUCGGUUGAGAGUCAAUGACACAUUUGGGUGGUUGGAAUGUGAAAUCUGUCAUAAGCAACUGGGGAACAUUUUGUGUAGAUUCUGAGAGGGUACUUCUUUGAACAAAUAGGCUUGCAUUGUUAGGAUGUAAUUGGGAAUGGUUAUUAUAGGAUUUUGUUGGUCGGGAUGUUUGACAGUAGGUGUACUUUUUAAAAUGUUUGCAUUCAGAAGAAACAGCUUCUGCUUCAAAAUCAAUCAAACAAAAUUUCUAUUUCCUCCUUGUAUGCAUGUGGGCACUACAUGUUUUCUUAAAUUUUUUUGAAGUACACAUUUAAUCUAUUAAAGUAUUCUAUUGUUGUUCUAUUUUUUUCAUCGUAUCCAAUCUCACAUUUUGUUUUCCAAGUAGAGUCAAUGAGACAAUACCUCAUAUUUGGGGAGGAAAUGUAAUAUAUUUUAGAGGAACUCCAGGUCUUACAUUACCACAGAGCAUUGAGAUUGUGCACUGUCUAAAUCAUUAUUUACCUCUUUAUUUCAUGUCCCAAACAGUCUUUUCCCCAUAAUAAAUAUAUUAAAGUGUGAAAAUAUGUUUAUAUUAUUAUAUACAAUAAUACAAUCAAGAGACCCUAAAUCAGAAGUGACUUUAGUUGAACCCGAGAUUCGUUUAGGCCAUAACCCUGGAUGGUUCUCAUAGAAUGCAGGUGCAUUGCUGGUCCUCUUCUAAACUGCUGAACUAAUGUUGUAUAUCUCAGUGACUUCAUGGUGCAAAUACAGUACUUGCAAAUAUGCCAAAGAACCAGCAGAGCAGACAAAGUCCAAUACUUUAGAUCCACUAAAAAUGUGGGGAGCAGGAAUAAAAAGGGUUGUAAUUCAUACAUGGUGUAUGGAUGUAAAUACCCUCAAAUUCCAGCUGACAGUCUGCACUUUAACUGAUUUGUCACUGUUUUACUUAAAGUCCAGUGUGCUGGAAUACACAACCAAACAGCAAAACCUAUGAGGCUGUCCAAAUACUUUUGCUGUAGACUGCACUGUAAUUUAGUACAAUGGGCUGUAUUCCCCUAUGCUGUACAGCAUGGAACUGUAGCACUAUACUCUACUGAAUAAAGGGAAAGUCCUGCAAUCUGUUGUACUCUGUUGUACCCUGGCACCCACUGCUGACUUUCCCCUGAAACUGAACAGGGUUGGUUCGGGUCAGUCCCUGGAUGGGAGACCAGGUGCUUUUGUAAGUGAUGUUGGAGGGUCAGUAGGAGGGACUCUUAAAUCUUGUCUUAAACAAUUGAAUCCUCUUCCCCCAGAGCAGUGAAGGGGGACAUUUCACUAUAUAGAGGGACGUAUUUCAGAUGUUAAACAGGUGUCCUGAAUCCCUGUGGUCCCUAAACAUCUCAUGUCGCUUAUCGUAAGAGACGGGAUGUUAACCCAGGUGUCACGCUAAAUUUACAAUGCGGCACUUAUAUCACCAUGACCACCAAAUCAUCCCUAGUUUCCAGUUGGCUCGUUCAUUCCCACUCCUCCUCCUUGUAUUUGAAACAUAAAAAUUACUGCAAUCUAUGACGUAAGAGCAAGCAUCAGCUAAAUGACAAAAAUGUUAAACUCUACUGUACUGUGCUCUGCUGUACUGUGCUGUUGAAUUAAACUAUAAUGUAUUGUACUUUACUGUACUGUACUCUUCUGUAUAAAAUUCUACUGUACCGUAUUGUUCUGUU
This is a messenger RNA of Esox lucius (northern pike), 6089 nucleotides long. RefSeq names its product junctophilin 2 (gene jph2). The record is from RefSeq and is a predicted model, not a curated record. Gene Ontology annotation, cellular component: sarcoplasmic reticulum; junctional membrane complex; endoplasmic reticulum membrane. Bases 518 to 2884 code for a protein of 788 amino acids. Lineage: Eukaryota; Metazoa; Chordata; Actinopteri; Esociformes; Esocidae. The transcript has 6 exons.